Messenger RNA from Taeniopygia guttata (zebra finch), 1995 nucleotides. RefSeq names its product centromere protein L (gene CENPL). NCBI's taxonomy places the organism in Eukaryota, Metazoa, Chordata, Aves, Passeriformes, Estrildidae. The record is from RefSeq and is a predicted model, not a curated record.
GGGCCGCGGCCGCCAUGGCGGAGGAGGCGCCGGAGGACGGCGCGGUGCGGACCCUGCCCAGCCUCAGGCGCCUCUCCCGGGCUCUGCCCUUCGGACGGAGCCACGGCCGCCUCGGCGUCAGCUCCAGCGGCCGCCUCAUCGUGCCAGCGCCGUCCUCUCAGGAGAAGGCGGACCCGCAGAAAACGGCGUUCCUGCUGCGCAAAGCCUGGACGCUGUACAGCGUGACCCCCCUGUACCGCUUCCGCCGCGGCCGCCUCCGGGACUACGCGCGGCUGCUGGGCGCCUUCAUCGCCGCCGAGAAGCAGAAGGGGCUGGCCGUGGAGGUGGGCGUCGAGCUGGACAUCAAGGUGGCCCUGUCCAGCCUUGCCGACCUCAGGGGCAGCGAGCUGGACCAGGAUGCCCUCCUGGUGCAGCUCUCUUCGAGGUCACAAGCCUCCUCCAAGAACUCUGAAGACAAAGUGGUGUGGUCAGGCUGGUUCUGCUCCGUGUUUGGAGAUGACCUUUCCGAGAACGUGCCGGAGCACUUCACCUGCCUGCCCCUGUUCCUGACCCACGGGGCCGAGAGCUACACGUCCCUGGUUGGCAGCUGGUUCCAGAAGACUUUCGACUGCUGCUUCCGCCGCCUGGCUAUCAGCCCCCUGAACCUCAGCUGGAUGGUGGCCAUGUGGGCUGGCUGCAAGCUGGACAGAGCUGCCUCUGCCGUGGAACUCGUCUUCUCCGUGCCCCGCCUGGCGCAGCCCCUGGAUAUUUCCUACGCCAUCCACCCAGAGGAUGCCAAAGCUCUGUGGGACACGGUGCAAAAAACGCCAGGAGAGAUCACCCAAGAGGAGGUGGAUGUCUUCAUGGACUGCCUUUAUGCCCACUUCCACAGGCACUUCAAGAUCCACUUGUCAGCUGCAAAGCUGGUGAAGGUUUCCACAGGGAUUGCCUCGGCACAGUGUGAUGGGAUUGUGAAGAUUCUACACAGCCAAUACCUGCCUGGAGUGCUGAUGCUACUGACUGAACUUGCAAUCUCUCAGAUACAGUGAGAGCCAUUUCAGUAGCACUUCACACUAGAAAGGCUUUCUGUUUGGACAGUCUGCGCUGAGAAACCACCAGGAAUCUCACUCCUGCAGCAUCUUCUUUCCUCUCAUUCUGGCUGUCCAAAGUCAGACUGCACUUGGCUGUGUAAUUCCCUGCACAGCAAAGUCAAGCAGACAUUUGCAAGCCCUGAAGAAGGGCUGCAAUGCAAACUUGUGACAGCUUCCUGAGCAGCUUUGUUUUCUCAUAGUUACUCAUUUCAUUAAUGUGCAGGUAUCAGCUCGGAGACAAACAGUGCAAGUUCUUGAUGCAACAUACUGGCAGGUAUUUCUGUUGUUUCAAAGCUGGUUUUCACUGGACAGCUUAAGCUAACGCAGACCUUGGCUAAACUGUGACUACUCUUGGGCUAGCCUAAAUGCAAAGUUCAGCACACCUGAGAAAGAGUGCAUGCUCUACAAUCCAGGGCAGAAAAAUCCAGGUUUCUAACUCCCUUUUUAGCUUGUUAAGGGUACUUGGUAAUGGGGUAUUGUCCAUUUAUGUCCCAGUUGGCCGUGAGAUUGGACACGAGGCACUUGUCAGCCUGUUGGUCCUCCCAGGCAAAUUGAUAAUAGGAAAGUGAGGUGUGGAUAAGCUUGAUAGUUACUAGGUUUUGUCCUUAUGUUUGUAAUCUUGGAUGUAACCCUCUAGGCCAGAGAGCUCUCAGGGCUGGAGCUGUGUGCUAGAGUUUGAUGUUGGAUCCCUCCCUUCUGGAGCAGGUCAGAGUUCAGAGGGACAUUUAAGGAGCAGAAGGUAACACCUGCUAAGAUGUUUUUGUAAUACAGUACUAAAUAAAGAAAAUAUUUUCCAUCUUUUGUCUUACGGAAAGACCACCACUGCCUAAUUAAAUAUAUCCUUGCAUGGAGCUUCUUUCUAACUACAGCUUACCAGACCAAACCACCACUUGUUACUUAUUAAAUGCAUCUGUGAGCAGCAAAA